This is a messenger RNA of Synchiropus splendidus (mandarinfish), 1726 nucleotides long. RefSeq names its product coiled-coil domain-containing protein 92-like. The record is from RefSeq and is a predicted model, not a curated record. The transcript has 4 exons. Bases 167 to 1003 code for a protein of 278 amino acids. NCBI's taxonomy places the organism in Eukaryota, Metazoa, Chordata, Actinopteri, Syngnathiformes, Callionymidae.
CAAGGCUUGGGUCUGGCGCCGCAAUAGAACCCCGCGAGUCUCCCGCCAGGAGAGGACUGGGACCCGCGCUGCUCUUUUGUUGUCAGCGGCGGCGCUGCGGGACAAAGAUCCGAGCGCGGAUCCAUGACACACCGCUGCAGCUCCACGGUCGCGCGGAGGGUCAGCGAUGGACGCCGUCCGGCUGGAGCAGCAGGUGGCCAGCGUGGAGCGAGGCAUCGUCUUCCUGAAGCAGGAGCACCUGGUGCUGUUGGCCGGCCUGCAAGUGGAGCUCACGCACCUGAGGAGGCGCUGCCAUGAGCUGAGCUGCGAGCUGGACUCCAGGUUCCCGGGCAGAAGCACUGCAGGGGAGGAGGCGGAGCUGGCAGCUCGCUGUGAAGCGGUGCAGCGUCUCCUGGAGGACCAGCAGAGCAUGACGGUCACGGCUCGCGGGGAGCUACGGGCCGGCAGGGCCCGGGCCUCGGCACUGGGCCGGAGCCUGCGAGAGGAAGAGCGCCACUUCCUGGAGGAGCUGAAGCGCCGCAGCCACAAGAUCACGCUGCUGAGUCGAGAGCUGCAGCGGCAGAAGGACGCCACCACCAGCCUCUGCCACCAGCUGCACUCCGCUCGCUUGCAACUCUCCCAGCAGAGUCCGGGAGCAGCGGAGGAGGGGCCCGAGGAGGAGGAGGGGCCGGAGGAGGAGGGCGGAGACGGCCAGGAGGAGGAAGAUGACCAGAGCUGGCUCCUGACCCCGCCACCGCCGCCUCCUCCCGAGGAGACGGAGGACGGGCGGCGGCGGCGUCUGAGGGAGGAGCGGGUGCGAGCCUGCGUCCCGCUGGAGAGAGUGACAGCGCCGCAGAGAGCGCUGGCCAUGCCGGACCCCGCCCUCUUCCUGGUGCCGCUCAGGUACCGCCUGCUGCGCUGGAGCCCCCGGCCUCAGGAGGAGGACGAGUGGGAGGACCUGGAGGAGAGCGGGCUGCACCGCCGGGUGGACCUGGGCGCCGCCGAGGGAGAGACCGCCCUGUGACGGCGGCCCAUCAGUCAGACGCUCAGCCACGAGCUCAACAUCGAGGCGAUGAGUGAAUCCUGAAAACCAGCAGAGCGUUUUCAUGAGCUUUAGCAAUACCUUUCUGUCCCGUGCAGGUGAUGAUGCCUUCAGGCGUCUCAGUGGGCCGGUGUCGAGACCCGCUGUUUCCUAUUGUGCCAGCUGGGGCCUCAGCAGCGCGCCCUCUGGUGGCGACUCAGGGUGAACCUGCUGGGUGGAGCCUUGAAGAAGCCUCAGACCUGAACUGAAUCACAGUGAGGACGUCAACCUCCGACUCUGUGAUGAUGCUUCACACUGGAGAAACACCCGACUAUUGCUGUAUUAUUCAUGGUGAAAGAUUCCUGAUUCAUUUUCCUAAAAGAAAAAAAAAAACUUCUUGGUUACAUACACAUUCAAAAGAUGUUUAUCAUGUUAUUUUUGUCGUUACUCAACCUUUGCAGCUGUAGCCCACAAUAACUGUUUCAGAAGUUGGUCACUGGUUUGUUGUUGAGCGUAGAAGUGUUGAGAAUAGUGGCAUAUUUCUACCAAUACUAUGAGAAACCAAGUGCGACUGUAACAAGAUUUUCAGCAGUUCUGUUUCUAUAGAUGCCUUUAGGUUUCGACUCAUCUGAGUGCAGCUUUUUCUACUCCUGUCUCUGAUGAUACUGAAGGGAUUUUCUAUGAUUUGCACUUUAUUAAACCCAUGCAACGAGCCUGCAGAUGGCA